Messenger RNA from Rotaria sp. Silwood1, 3132 nucleotides. NCBI's taxonomy places the organism in Eukaryota, Metazoa, Rotifera, Eurotatoria, Philodinida, Philodinidae. The record is from the annotation of a GenBank genome assembly.
AUGGCACUUGCAGGAGUCGAUGAGGCAGCAAUUGAUUUUGUUCAAAAGUUGCCAGAACGUGUGAAAGAUGCAGAAGCUUUACUCAGUGGUGAUUUAGAUAGAAUAUUGGAACGAGGUGCUUUGACUGGUCUUCCUGUUGGUGCUGUUCAACAGAUUGUUAAAAAUGGAUUCACUGUAGAAAGUGUAACACAACUUGCCAUGGAUGGGAUGAAAAUUGCAGGUGUAGAUCAAAAAACCAUUAAUCUAGUGCAACAGUUACCAGAACGAAUCAAAGAUGCACAAGCACUCAUGAGCGACAACAUCACUCAACUUGUUGCUGAUGGAAUGACAUUUCAGGGUGCCGAUCAAAAAACAAUCGAUUUUGUUAAACAAAUACCCGAACGUAUAAAGGAUGCAGAGACUUUACUCAGCGGUGAUAUGAAUAGGAUAUUGGAACGAGGCGCUCUUGCUAGUCUUCCCGUUGAGGCUGUUCAACAGAUUGUCAAAAAUGGAUUCACUGUAGAAAGUGUAACACAACUUGCCAUGGAUGGGAUGAAAAUUGCAGAUGUAGAUCAAAAAACCAUUAAUCUAGUGCAACAGUUACCAGAACGAAUCAAAGAUGCACAAGCGUUGAUGAGUGGUGAUCUAGAUAGAAUAUUGGACAGAGGAAUGUUGGCUGGCUUGCCUGUUAAAGCGAUUCAGAAUAUUAGGAGGGACGGCUUUUCUGCAAGUACCAUCACACGACUUGUUGCUGAUGGAAUGGUACUUCAAGGUGUUGAUAAAAAAACAAUCGAUUUAGUUAAACAAAUACCCGAACGUAUAAAAGAUGCAGAGGCUUUACUCAGUGGUGAUUUAGAAAGAAUAUUAGAACGAGGUGUUGUUGCUGGACUUCCCAUCAAAACUAUUCAACAGAUUGUUAAAAAUGGAUUCACUGUUGAAAACACAGCUCAACUCACCACUGAAGGCAUGACUAUAGCAGGUGUAGAUCAAAAGACUAUUAAUGUAGUGCAACAGUUACUAGAACGAAUCAAAGAUGCACAAGCGUUGAUGAGUGGUGAUUUAGACCAAAUAUUGAAACGAGGAAUGUUGGCUGGCUUGUCUGGUCAAGUUGUUCAAGAUAUCAGAAGAAAUGGCUUUUCUGCAAACACCAUCACUCGACUCGUCGCUGAUGGAAUGACACUUCAGGGUGUCGAUAAUAAGACAAUCGAUUUGGUUAAACAACUACCCGAACGAAUCCAAGAUGCUGAGGCUUUGCUUAGCGGUGAUAUAAAUAGAAUAUUGGAAAUAGGCAAAUUAGCCGGUCUUCCUCUCAAUGCUAUGCAACAGAUUGCUAAGCAAGGCUUUUCUGAGCAAACUGUUGCGAAACUUGCCGCUGAUGGCAUGUCUAUUGCAGGUGUGGAUCAGAAUACAAUUGAUUUUGUUAGGAAACUACCGGAACGAGUUCGUGAUUUACAGGCUAUAGGAAAUGGUGACCCGUCAGUUAUGUUAGAAUAUGCUGAGUCAAUGGGCCUUCCUGUCGAUGCAAUUAGGCUGAUUGCUAACAAGGGCUUUUCCACAGACAUGGUCACACAGCUAGCUCUAGAAAGUAUGACCAUGACAGGUGUCGACUCAAAUAAAAUAAAUUUCGUUAAAAAACUACCAGAACAAAUUAAGGAUGCGCAAGCACUGCUGAGUGGCGAUAAAGAUCAAAUAUGUAAACGUGGUAUGUUAGGAGACCUGCCGAUCAAUGCUACUCGCCAAGUUUUUGAACAUGGAGUUUCUCCAGAAACUGUUAGUCAAUUCAUUGCCAGUGGAAUGAGUUUGCCAGACGUUAAUCAAAGCAUGAUUGGCUUAGUCAGACAGCUUCCAGAACGAAUGAAAGAUGCACAAGCACUACUCAGCGGUGAUAUUAAUACAAUGCUCGAACGUGGUAUGUCGGCUGGUCUUCCACUCAAUACUGUUCAACAGAUUGUUAAGCAAGGCUUUUCUCCCGAAACAGUAACACAACUUGCUCUAGAGGGUAUGACUUUGGCUGGCGUAGAUCAGAAACAAGUAGAAUUUGUGAAAAGAAUACCUGGAAAAAUCCAAGGUGCUCAAGCAUUGAUCGAUGGUGAUCUAAAUGAAUUAUUAAAACGAAAUACGUUUGGUGGUGUGUCUAUUGAUACUCUGCGCGAAUUGGCUUCACAAAAUAACUCAGUAGAAAUCGUCAAACAAAUCGCUCUCACAGGAAUGGCAAUCGCAGAUAUCGAUGAGAAUUCGCUGAAUUUUGUUAAAAAGAUUCCAGAAAAUAUUAAAAAUAUGGAAAGAUAUCUAAAUGGAGAUUUGGAUCAAUUAUUCAAUAAAAACAUGUCAGGCAGUAUUAAUCAACUAUUGAGAAUGUUCAAUGAGAACUCAUUGUUCAGUGAUAAAGAAAAAGAGAUAUUUCAACUUGUUCGUCGUCAAAUGCCUGUGGUAGAAAACAUGUUUAAUGGUGAUGGUAAAGCUGUUCUUUCGAAUGCUUUAAAUACAUUGAAUAGACAAGACAAUAGUCUACGAGUAGGAGAGUUAUUAGAAGUUGGUCUACCAAGUGCUCUUCAGCGUGUAGCCGAUCGUGAGCAAGAAGCUAUUCAUAACUUAUACAAAUCAGCCUUAGAUCAACUCAAAUCUAUAAAUGGCGGCUUCAACGAACAGAAAAUUCAAGUAAUUCAACAGAUUCCACAAUCUUCUGACAAAUGGAAUACAUUCGAAAGAAAAAAACAUCAAUUGGAUGAUAAUAUUUGUAGAAUAUUAUGUCCAAUGGUUGAACGUGAAAAACGAUUCCGAGAAGCUUGUGAAAGUUUGGCUACAGGCGACUUAACACUUCAACAUUGUUGUCAAGCUUUAAAGAUGAAGUUCGAGGACACUCAAAAACGAGCAUCUGAUUUAAAAAGUGCAGUUGAGCGAAGUUGUAGAGAUGGUAAUUUUCUAUUAAAACAAGCGAUGGGCGAAUUGGCCGACGAAAUAAGUUGUCCUAAAAAUCAAACUAAAAGUCCUGAAAUGGUGAUGUUACUUAAAGAACAUUUUAAACAAACUGUUAUAGGACCAUUUGCAGAGCAGAUGGGCGAACGAGAAAUGGAUCUGAAGGAUACAGCUCUCGUUGAUCAAUUUACAAAUGCUCUUACCUACCUUCAAAACCAACAGGGUCGAACUAGAUGA